Messenger RNA from Prionailurus viverrinus (fishing cat), 1610 nucleotides. RefSeq names its product lymphocyte antigen 6H. Gene Ontology annotation, biological process: acetylcholine receptor signaling pathway. The transcript has 4 exons. Gene Ontology annotation, molecular function: acetylcholine receptor inhibitor activity; acetylcholine receptor binding. The coding region runs from base 949 to 1371 and encodes 140 amino acids. Gene Ontology annotation, cellular component: plasma membrane. NCBI's taxonomy places the organism in Eukaryota, Metazoa, Chordata, Mammalia, Carnivora, Felidae. The record is from RefSeq and is a predicted model, not a curated record.
GAGUCUCCCCAAGCUGGGAGAGCACUGGGGCUUUGCCGGGGAGUCCCGUGGGCACGGCUGGGGCUCGGGAGGCUCCGGGGAAUUGGAGGCAGUGUAGCCUGGGGACGGGUGGCUCAGAGGGACCAGAGAAGGGAAGGGCCUCUGUGUGAACCCUUGCUGGGACUUGAGCCAAAGUGGGCCUAGGUGUCAAAAGGAUGACAUACGGACAGAUGGACAGACAGAUGGACAGCUCCUGGACUCAGGCGACAGUGACAUCCUGUGAGGCACUCGUCUCCCAGUGACAGGACCUGUUUGCACCUUCGCUGCUUGGGCUGGACCCUCAGCUGGCCUUGUUGUCUCUGCACUUUCUCGCCUGGAGACCCCACCUGUUCCCUCUGUGCCGACCCAGAUCACACGUGCGUCUCCAGCCCAGACCCUGCGCUGAGCCCCGCAGGCACUUGCGACCCGCCGUUGGUGCCGUCCAGGCGUCCCCAACUAACAAAAAGGCUUUAAUGCCUCUCGUGGCCAGUGUGCUCACCGUCCUGCCCUGGGUCCACCCGCUUCCCGAGCCAGAGCCCCGGAGGUGGGCAUCCUGGACACACGUGGCCAAGUCUCGCGAACCCAUCCACCUGCCCCAUUUCUACUGCCACCCCUGGUCUGAGCCGCUGUCCUCCUCACUACCCCUCCCCCUCGCCCGCCCCGGCCCCAUUCCAUUCUAGAAGCUUCCAGGCCAUUCUCCACUCAGCAGCCACGGGGAUCUUCGGAAACGUCGACUAAUGAUGUGUGUGCCUGCCUCGGCCCCUUCCCCCUGCAUUUCCCUAUGAUGUUGACGGGAAGUCUGGGAGAGUGGGGGACAGGGACAGAGACUGCAGCGGGCUUCGAGCUCCAGCGGCCCUCACUUACCAGCUGCCUGCGCCCCGGAGGACCUCCGCCCACAACCCCCGCGCCUUCCCGAGGCCCGCCUGGAGCAUGCCGCCUGCAGCCAUGAACGGCCUGGGCCUGGUGCUGCUGGCCGCCCUGCUGUGCUCUGCGCCCGCUCACGGCCUGUGGUGCCAGGACUGCACCCUGACCACCAACUCAAGCCACUGCACCCCGAAGCAGUGCCAGCUGUCGGACACGGUGUGCGCCAGCGUCCGGAUCACCGACCCCAGCAGCAGCAGGAAGGACCAUUCCGUGAACAAGAUGUGCGCCUCCUCCUGCGACUUCGUUAAGCGGCACUUCUUCUCGGACUAUCUGAUGGGCUUCAUUAACUCUGGGAUCUUACAAGUCGAUGUGGACUGCUGCGGGACGGAUCUGUGCAACGGGGGGCCGACGGCGGGGGGUGGCCCCUGGACCCUGGCCGGGGGGCUGCUGCUCAGCCUGGGGCCGGCCCUCCUCUGGGCUGGGCCCUGAGGCCCUCCCCCUCCCACAGGGCUUCCAGCUGACCCCCCCCCUCCCUGAGACUCGAGGCCUCCCUCUCUCUCCACCAGCUCCGAGUCCCAGCCGGCAGGAUGUCUCCGGGCCCCGGGGGUGCAGGCAGGGGGCUGGGACCCCCAGGUCUCCGAGGGAAAGGCAGGCAGAGCCAGGCCCAGCCCCACAGCCUGGCUGUGAGGGCGUCUUCCACGGAGAAAUAAAGUCGCUUCUGGUCUAGA